AUGGAGAGCUACAACCUAGUCAGCAACUACAAUGACAUUACCAUCACAAAUGAGAUUUCAAUAACUAUAGCAAUACUGUAUUUAGAUAUACUGCUAUACAUGAUCGCGAGUAUGCUUCUAUACACACUUCAGAAGCGGAUCCCUCUUAGCAAUCCGACCGACACUGGCAUUCUCUAUCUAUCUUUUGCCGCUUUUAUGAGCAAUGGGUUUGUUGCAAAGCUAAUCUACGGAAUUCUGAUGACUGAGGGUCUGCUACAAAGAAACCUUAUGCAGGUCAUUAUCUGUACUCUAACCCAAUUCGUUAUUAUGGGCAUUCGCCUCUGGAUAACCUUACAACUAGAUGAAGGAUCAAAUGUUGGUUAUAUUAUUAUGUCCGUUACUAUUGCUGGCAUUGCAGCAGAUGCGCUUAUUAUGCUUUAUAUAGCUGCCAAACAACGAAAGGAGUUUAGCUGGUUCCAUUACAAGAUAUUUGGGGCCAACAUCGGACAAAAUAAGAUGUUCUCGAUCCGUAAACUGUUAGAUCUGGCCUUUAAAACAGGGUUCCAGUUAUUCAUUUCUAUCUGGUUUGUGUCCUUUUUGAUUAUGGACAUAGGAGCCUCUCUAAUCAUUGAAACUACCCUCUAUAUUAUACUAAUAACAAUUUAUCAAGUUGAUUGCUACGAAAUCGUUUUGAUCAGAAUCAUUAAUAUUAUGCUCAACUUACUUAUGGCGGCUUACCUACUAAUUCAGACCAUCUUCUUUAACCAUUUCGUUCGACCUAUGCCUACAGAGGAAACUAGCAUGGCGAGCCAUCCUUAUCUAGUUAUCACAAUUCUAUUACGACUUGCUGUGCAUUUGAUAUACGUCAUCCUUCUUAUCACCGAUAUCUUUUCUUUCAACAAAGGCAUCCUUGUUUAUCUGGCCCGGAAACAAAAGAGGAGAAAUGCCAUCAGCAGCGAUGAGGAAGGUGUUAAGGAAUGUUCUGAUUCUAACCAAAUCCAAACGCACACUAGACCUCAACAAUCACUAUUGUACGCGCUGUUUAGUAGAGCCAGCCAUAGACAAAAUCAGGACCAGAAAGAAUAG
Nematocida homosporus is the source of this 1065-nucleotide messenger RNA. RefSeq lists its product as uncharacterized. NCBI's taxonomy places the organism in Eukaryota, Fungi, Microsporidia. The coding region runs from base 1 to 1065 and encodes 354 amino acids. The record is from RefSeq and is a predicted model, not a curated record. The transcript has a single exon.